This is a messenger RNA of Nannospalax galili (Upper Galilee mountains blind mole rat), 5777 nucleotides long. It is a transcript of the gene Mme, whose product is annotated as membrane metalloendopeptidase. Lineage: Eukaryota; Metazoa; Chordata; Mammalia; Rodentia; Spalacidae. The record is from RefSeq and is a predicted model, not a curated record. Gene Ontology annotation, biological process: amyloid-beta clearance; protein processing. Gene Ontology annotation, molecular function: metalloendopeptidase activity. Gene Ontology annotation, cellular component: plasma membrane.
UGACCGAUCCGGAGCGCGCGGAGCUGGGGCAGCGGCCGAGGUCCAGUCGGACGCGGGCGGAGGAGGCGUGUCCUGAGCUGGAGCCGCCACUGGGACCUGAGAGUGAAGGGAGGGGAAAGGGCCGAGAGGGCGACCUGGAGGAGGGCUCUGAGUGAUGUCAGGUCACCUCCAGGUUCAUUUCCACAGCUCCCCGCAGUCUCCUCCCGGGGAGUUAGGUUUGGUGACCGAGCAGCGCUACCAAAUUGCACCCAGGUUGAUUUGGGGGCUGGGAACUGGCCAUUCCGCUGUACAGACACUCAUUUUUUUUAAAGCAAGAAAAGGUGAAGUUUUCCAAGCUUUGCUGAGUGAUUUCUAAAGAACCACCAGGCUUCCAAAAAAAAAGAAAAGAAAAAGAAAAAGAAAAAUCGAAUAUUUAGAUUUUAGGUGAUGGGCAGAUCAGAAAGUCAGAUGGACAUAACUGAUAUCAAUACUCCUAAGCCAAAGAAGAAACAGCGAUGGACCCCACUGGAGAUCAGUCUUUCAGUCCUUGUCCUGCUCCUGACUAUUAUAGCUGUGACGAUGAUCGCUCUUUAUGCCACCUAUGAUGAUGGUAUUUGCAAGUCAUCAGACUGCAUAAAAUCAGCUGCUCGACUGAUCCAGAACAUGGAUGCCACUGCUGAGCCUUGUAAUGACUUCUUCAAAUAUGCCUGCGGAGGCUGGUUGAAGCGCAACGUCAUUCCCGAGACCAGUUCCCGAUACAGUAAUUUUGACAUAUUAAGAGAUGAACUAGAAGUCAUUUUGAAAGAUGUCCUUCAAGAACCUAAGACUGAAGACAUAGUAGCAGUACAGAAGGCCAAAACCUUGUACAGGUCUUGCAUAAAUGAGUCUGCUAUUGAUAGUAGAGGUGGUCAACCUCUGCUCAAACUGUUACCAGAUAUAUAUGGGUGGCCAGUAGCUACAGAAAACUGGGAGCAAACAUAUGGUACAUCUUGGACAGCUGAGAAAUCUAUAGCACAAUUGAAUUCUAAAUACGGGAAAAAAGUCCUCAUUAAUUUUUUUGUUGGCACCGAUGAUAAGAAUUCUACCCACCAUAUAAUUCAUGCUUGUACAGCAUAUGUGGAUUUUAUGAUUUCUGUGGCCAGGUUGAUUCGUCAGGAAGAAAAAUUACCUAUUGAUGAAAACCAGCUCUCUUUGGAAAUGAAUAAAGUUAUGGAAUUGGAAAAAGAAAUUGCCAAUGCUACAACUAAACCUGAAGAUCGAAACGAUCCAAUGCUUCUUUACAACAAAAUGACACUGACCCAACUCCAAAAUAACUUUUCACUAGAGAUCAAUGGGAAGCCAUUCAGCUGGUCAAAUUUCACAAACGAAAUCAUGUCAACUGUGAAUAUUAAUAUACAAAAUGAGGAAGAUGUGGUUGUUUAUGCUCCAGAAUAUUUAACCAAACUUAAGCCUAUUCUUACCAAAUAUUCUGCCAGAGAUCUUCAAAAUUUAAUGUCCUGGAGGUUCAUAAUGGAUCUUGUAAGCAGCCUCAGCCGAAACUACAAGGAGUCCAGAAAUGCUUUCCGCAAGGCCCUGUAUGGUACAACAUCAGAAACAGCAACGUGGAGACGUUGCGCCAACUAUGUCAAUGGGAACAUGGAGAAUGCUGUGGGCAGGCUUUAUGUGGAAGCAGCAUUUGCCGGAGAGAGCAAGCACGUGGUUGAAGAUUUGAUUGCACAAAUCCGGGAAGUUUUUAUUCAGACUUUAGAUGACCUCACCUGGAUGGAUGCUGAGACAAAAAAGAAGGCUGAGGAGAAGGCCUUAGCAAUUAAAGAAAGGAUCGGCUAUCCUGAUGACAUUAUUUCAAAUGAUAACAAACUGAAUAAUGAAUACCUUGAGUUGAACUACCAAGAAGAGGAAUACUUUGAGAACAUAAUUCAAAAUUUGAAAUUCAGCCAAAGUAAACAACUAAAGAAGCUUCGAGAAAAAGUGGACAAAGAUGAGUGGAUAAGUGGAGCAGCGGUCGUCAAUGCAUUUUAUUCUUCAGGCAGAAAUCAGAUAGUCUUCCCUGCUGGCAUUUUGCAGCCCCCCUUCUUUAGCGCCCAGCAGUCCAACUCAUUGAACUAUGGGGGCAUCGGCAUGGUCAUAGGACAUGAAAUCACGCAUGGCUUCGAUGACAAUGGUAGAAAUUUUAACAAGGAUGGAGACCUCGUUGACUGGUGGACUCAGCAGUCUGCAAAUAAUUUUAAAGACCAAUCUCAGUGUAUGGUGUACCAGUAUGGAAACUUUUCCUGGGACCUAGCAGGUGGACAGCACCUCAAUGGAAUUAAUACACUAGGAGAAAACAUUGCUGAUAAUGGAGGUAUUGGCCAAGCAUACAGAGCCUAUCAGAAUUAUGUUAAAAAGAAUGGUGAAGAAAAAUUACUUCCUGGACUUGACCUCAAUCACAAACAACUGUUCUUCUUAAACUUUGCCCAGGUGUGGUGCGGGACCUAUAGACCAGAGUAUGCAGUCAAUUCCAUUAAAACAGAUGUGCACAGUCCAGGCAAUUUUAGGAUUAUUGGGACUUUGCAGAACUCUGCAGAGUUUGCAGAAGCCUUUCAUUGCCGCAAGAAUUCAUAUAUGAAUCCAGAAAAGAAAUGCCGGGUUUGGUGAUGUUCACAAGAAGCCGUGCAUCUGGUGGCUAGACUUGCUAAAGCCACAAAAACGGGAACUCUCCAGCUGAGAGAAAAUGGGCCCUAGACAUUUCUGCAGCUACUUCAGGGCAAUUCACAGAGAUGAGUAGAAGCUAACAUAAAUGACAUUAGGUUAUUGGAUCCGUUGUAAGGAGGGGUAAAGGGUCUAAGGUCUAUCAAAUCAGUCACUUCACUGUGUAAAUAAUGCUUAAUUUCAAAGGAUAGUAUGACCUUCAUUUCUGUUUCUCGUGGGGUCUGCAAGUUUAAUGCUGUCCCCGGAAAACAGUGUCAAUCACCUGAGGCAGACCAUGACUUCUAAUCAAAGCAAUUAAAGAAGAUGCUAAGUACCAUUGGGCACCAAAGCACAGCAGCGAUUUGCCUAAGUGCUCACUUUCCUUCUCAGCGUUCACGCUCCUUCCAAACUUCCAAAGAACUCCUCUAUAUACUGCGGCCGUAAGGCUUAUGUAGUUUUGAACUCACCUUACCAUAAUCAGUUUUUCAUUCAUCCAGUGUCAUUUUAUUUUCAGUACUCUGAAGGCAAAAAUGAAUGUGUGAAGCUCUUUUGGGAUGUACCCGCUUUAGUGAUACUGAGAUUCUUGAGGCCCCUGCGCUGGUUUUCUAAGAAAUUUCUUUGCUCUCUAUGUCUCUCAAACUUGGUCUUUUUAAAGGAUUUAUAGUAAUGUAUAAAUAAUAAUUUUAAUAUUUAAUUAUUAACUACAUUUAUGACUGAAUAACUGUUGCUAUAGGUAAUCAUUGGAUAUUGAAGUUAUAGCCUAGAUAAACAGUUAUGAAGAUCUGUAAAGUGAUGUACAGAUGAAAAUUUGAGACUUUUAAACUUUUAAAUCAUAUUGGUGAGGAGCUUUAAGCACAAACGUUGGGGGUAAAAUUUGUUGAGCGAUUGUCUAGAGAUACUUAAUAUUUGUGAUUUACAAGCACCAUUUUCAAGAUUAAGUCUGUCCCCUAAGCGUGAUUAUAAAGGGGCAAACCCACAUCUGUGUAGAGCCACCAAGCUCUUUUCAGGUUUGUCGUCUAAUGGAAACAUUUUGAUAAUAAAUUGAGGUUAUGAGCCCUUCACUAAGCCUGUGUACAAGCUGUCUGGCUCUAGAAAGCCCAUUUCUGAAGAGAUGGGAGGCCUCUGGGCCUGCUACUGGAAUUCUGUAGCUCCCGGAGCACUAAGGGGGGCCACCAAAUCCCUGCUUGGGAUUCCUUUUUUGAGACUUGCAUCUUCCUGCCUAGUUUGCAUCCUCCUGCCUAGUUUACCUCAUCCCACGAUUCUAUUAAGAUUUUCUAAAGAGGUGCACUUCUGCAAUCCUUACUUUUUUCUAACAAAAGAUGAAAAUGGGAGAAUUUUAUCCAAAAUAUGGGCUUUCAUACUUCUUUUGAAAAAUGCUCAUUUGCCUUUAAGAACUUCCCUACAAUAUUCCAUAUAUACAGACAUUGCGUAGAGCAGAGCUGUUACAGCUCAGUAACGUACCUCCUCUGAACACAGCACCGCAGCUGCCUGCCCUCACCCCGUCAGUCCUCCACAUACUGCUAUCCAGAUCUCCAGCAUCAUACAUUACCUUUGCCCUGUUUUGUCUUUUAGACAAUAGAAUCAAUCAAUAUACAUUCUUCCGUGUUGGCUUUCUUCUCUCAGCCUUAUUUUUGUGAGAUUCAGUGAUACAGUCGGGUUGAUUAUGAAUCCUACAUUCUCGUUAUUGAAUAUGAUUCUAUUGUGUGACCACACCACACAUCCUUCAUCCUAUUGCUGACGGGCUCUUGAGACAUUUCCUGUUUGGGAUUGUACAAAUAAUGCAACCAUGCAUUAUGAUCUGUCCUUAUACAUUAUCAUCUUCACUUGAAACGUCAAUGAACUCACUUUCCCAAGGCUUUCCAAAAAUUAUUAUAAAUAUUGAAAGCAAAAUUCAUACUUGUCACGAAUAUCCCUAUCCUUUGCCUUUUUACCACAACCACUGUUAUCAUGGAUAAUUUAGAAUAUAUUUAUAUCACUAUUUCUUUAAAACAAAUUUAAACAUACUUGAGUACUAUUUGUAGUUGUAGUAAUAAGCACUUUCAUUAAAACAGCUAUUUCUGGGUUAUUUUUAUUUUUGUCCUGUUAGAGCAACUUAAGAGACAGAAGCGAAGAGUACCUCGUACAAAUUGUAAAUGACUAUGAGCAUCUCCACUGGUAGUGCAUUAAAACAUCGGGCUCCCAUUCCUAUAGCAACAACUCUGGUGCUUGGAUCCCCACUGUGUAUCUAACAUAGAAUAUUUUCUUUGUGCUAAGGCAGUCAUAAAAUUUAGAAUAGCAGUUCCUUCCCUAUCCCUCACACAUCCAGACAUCACUUGACCAUGUAGUCGAUUAAAUGAAGAGAGCCACAUAUGUGGUACUCAGAAGCCCGUGUUCUCUCUUAAUUAUUACCAACCAUUUGGAAUUGCCAUGUUACAUGAGACAUGUUCUCACACACAAAUCCAUUUCCACUAUAUUCGAGUUCUGGUCAGGAAAAGAGAGUUUAGAAACAGAGGCACUAAGGGCUAAGAACUGUUGUAACUCAACAAUGAUGAUUAGGACAAAGCUUCUGCAAUGUAUGUUGGCAAGGCAUCUGUGUCCAUACCACAGUGCCUGUGUGCAAAGUGGAUGAUGCUAUCCAGGAAGGUGAGGGAUGCUCCUAGUUCUGUUCUGCCACUUCUUCCAAAGUGACCUUGGGCACAUGUAUAUUCUUUGGGGCCUCUGUCUCACUCACACACACACACAAAAAAAGCCCAAACAGAAUCUAGUUCUUACCAGUGUUGCCUUCUUAACCUGUCACCCAAAGUUCUGUCAUACUUGUGCUGCUGUUACUGUUAGGCAUACAGACAAGACAAGAACUUGCUAAUUUUCUGAAAGCAGUUAUAAUUCCUCUUGCAACAGAUGGAGCUCUUAAAGUAGAAGACAUCUGUCAUUUUGGAAAGAAAAUAAGAUUCUACUUUGUCAAAAGAAAGAUAAUAAGAAAUUUCAUCAGGUUCUAGUCACUGGAAUAAAAAAUAACAACAAACAAACAUUUUCACAGUGCUGUUUCUAUGGCUAGUUGCCUCUGUUCCAACCCCUAAUCAUCAUGGAAGCCUACAUACCCCAUUUAUGACUUAAAAAAUAUGAAGAUUAAAUGGAGUUUUUGUUUCUAUGCA